CGCCCCCGCCCCCCCGCGUCUGGCGCGUUGGUCGGGCCCGGCCCGGCUCCUCAUUGUGCUCGCUUCACGCCGGCCCAAGAUGGCGGCGGCGCUGGAGAGCCCCGCGAGCCGCUAACGACAAUAGAGGGAGGCGAAGGGGAGCGGGCGCCCCCGCCGGCACCGGCCUCCCCCCUCCCCCUCCCUCCCCCCCCCUUCUCCUCCUCCUCCUCCUCCCCACCAUCAUCAUCAUCGCCGCCUCACCUCGCACACGCCCCCGGCCGGGCCCGGCCGCCACACCCCGACCGGCCCCCUCUAGCAUGGUGCGGGGCCGCCGCCGCCUCCUCCUCCGGCUGCCGACAUGGGCGAGAGGCUGGAGCUCAGGCUGAAGUCGCCCGUGGGAGCCGAGCCGGCCGUCUACCCCUGGCCGCUGCCCGUCUAUGACAAACACCAUGAUGCUGCUCAUGAAAUUAUUGAGACAAUUCGAUGGGUCUGUGAAGAAAUCCCAGAUCUCAAGCUUGCUAUGGAAAAUUAUGUUUUAAUUGACUAUGAUACAAAAAGCUUUGAAAGCAUGCAGAGGCUUUGUGACAAAUACAACCGAGCCAUUGAUAGCAUUCAUCAGUUGUGGAAGGGAACCACCCAGCCUAUGAAACUCAACACUCGUCCCUCCAACGGGCUCCUCCGUCAUAUCCUGCAGCAAGUAUAUAACCACUCGGUGACCGAUCCAGAGAAACUCAACAACUACGAGCCCUUUUCCCCAGAGGUUUAUGGAGAAACUUCCUUUGACUUAGUGGCCCAAAUGAUAGAUGAAAUUAAAAUGACAGAGGAUGAUUUGUUUGUUGACUUGGGCAGUGGUGUGGGUCAGGUGGUGCUUCAGGUGGCUGCAGCCACAAACUGCAAACAUCACUACGGUGUGGAGAAAGCUGAUAUUCCAGCCAAAUAUGCUGAGACGAUGGACAGAGAGUUCAGAAAGUGGAUGAAAUGGUAUGGGAAAAAACAUGCAGAAUACACACUGGAAAGAGGUGACUUCCUCUCAGAAGAAUGGAGAGAGAGAAUUGCAAACACAAGUGUUAUUUUUGUGAAUAAUUUUGCCUUUGGUCCUGAGGUGGAUCACCAACUGAAGGAGCGAUUUGCGAACAUGAAGGAAGGUGGGAGAAUUGUGUCCUCAAAACCUUUUGCACCUCUAAAUUUUAGAAUAAACAGUCGAAACUUGAGCGAUAUUGGCACUAUAAUGAGAGUUGUGGAGCUAUCACCACUGAAAGGGUCUGUGUCAUGGACCGGGAAACCAGUUUCUUACUACCUGCAUACUAUUGACCGAACCAUACUUGAAAACUAUUUUUCUAGUCUCAAAAAUCCAAAACUCAGGGAGGAACAAGAGGCAGCUAGACGUCGUCAACAAAGAGAAAAUAAGAGCAACACAACUACUCCAACGAAGGUUCAAGAAAACAAGGAUUCUGGUGCUGAAGAAGAAAAGGCUGGGGCAAAUUCUGUUAAAAAGCCAUCUCCCUCCAAAGCACGUAAGAAAAAGCUGAGUAAAAAAGGAAGGAAAAUGGCAGGCAGGAAACGAGGACGUCCCAAGAAAAUGAACACUGCAAAUACAGAGCGCAAGACCAAGAAGAACCAAACUGCACUAGAACUUCUGCAUGCUCAAACUGUGUCACAAACAUCUUCAUCCUCUCCUCAGGAUGCAUACAAGUCACCUCAUAGUCCAUAUUACCAACUACCUCCUAAAGUGCAACGGCAUUCAUCUAACCAGCUACUGGUGACACCCACCCCACCCGCACUACAGAAGCUGCUAGACUCUUUUAAGAUCCAGUACAUGCAGUUCAUGGCAUACAUGAAAACUCCUCAGUAUAAAGCAAGUCUGCAACAGUUACUGGAGCAGGAAAAGGAAAAGAAUGCUCAGCUACUGGGGACAGCACAGCAGUUAUUCACCCACUGCCAGGCACAGAAAGAGGAAAUAAAACGUCUUUUUCAACAGAAACUUGAUGAGUUGGGAGUUAAAGCUCUGACAUACAAUGACCUGAUUCAGGCUCAGAAGGAAAUCUCUGCUCACAAUCAGCAGUUGAAAGAACAGACGAAACAGCUGGAGAAGGAUAACAGCGAACUCAGGAAUCAGAGCUUACAGCUGCUGAAGGCACGGUGUGAAGAACUGAAGCUGGAUUGGUCAACACUGUCGCUGGAGAACUUGCUGAAGGAGAAGCAGGCCUUGAAGAAUCAAAUUUCUGAGAAACAAAAGCACUGUUUGGAGUUGCAGAUCAGCAUUGUGGAACUUGAGAAAAGUCAAAGACAGCAGGAGCUCAUGCAGCUGAAAUCGUAUACACCGUCUGAUGAGUCACUGUCAGUACAGCUACGCAAUAAAAACCAUUUGAGCCGUGAUCCUGAGGCUGAUCAUGGCAGGUUCCAACUUGAGCUUGAAUGCUCAAAAUUUCCUAUGCCCCACAUCAAUGGCAUGAGCCCUGAACUGUCCAUGAAUGGCCAUGCUACUCCCUAUGAAAUUCAUAACACUUUUAGCAGGCCCUCCUCCAAGCAGAACACCCCGCAGUACACGACCUCUCAUCUGGACCAAGAAAUAGUUCCAUGUACUCCAAACCACAACAGCAGACAGAAGGCAGACAAGAUGACAAGCUUGUCCUUACCCGAUUACACCAGGUUUUCCCCAGCUAAAAUAGCACUAAGGAGACACUUGAAUCAAGAUCAUGCAGUCAAUGGAAAAGCAACAACUAAUGAGCUACAGAGAGCUGACCAUGUAAAAGAGAAUGGCCUUACAUAUCCAAGCCCUGGUAUUUCAAAUGGCAUAAAGCUGAGUCCUCAGGAAACUCGGCCCUCUUCCCCAGCGGCCUUACCAAUUGCAGGCGAGAAGGUUUUGAGAGAGAGAACCUCUGUGAGUAAUGGAGAAACUAUCACCAGCCUACCUAUCAGUAUUCCUCUCAGCACAGUGCAGCCCAAUAAACUCCCUGUUAGUAUCCCUCUGGCCAGCGUAGUCCUACCUAGCCGUGUUGAGAAGGUGAGAAGCACACCUAGCCCAGUUCAUCAGAAUAGAGACUCAUCGACACUUGAAAAGCAGAUUGGUGCUAGUUCUCAUAAUGGCGUAAGCAAUGCUGCUGGAAACAAGCCACUGGCUUUGGCUACCUCAGGUUUUUCUUACUCUUCUGGCUCCGUGGCAGUCAAUGGAACUCUUUCAAACAGCCCAGCCCAUCUUAACCAUAGUGUUGAUCAGGCAGCUCUGGACGACUCUGGGAGUCUGUUUAACUCAGUAGGGUCUCGGAGUUCCACUCCACAACAUCCUUUGCUAAUGAUGCAGUCAAGGAACUCUGGGCAAAACUCCCCUGCUCACCAGCACUCAACAAGCCCCAGGUUAAAUGGCACCUCCCAGAGCCUGGUAGGGGUAUUGCAAUAUGCAGAUGCUCAGAAGAUGUUUGCCGAAGGAACAAAGGGGGAUCUUCAGUCUGAUGCAGCGUUUUCAGAUCCUGAGAACGAGGCCAAGAGAAGAAUCAUCUUUACAAUCUCUCCUAAUACAGGACAUGUAAAACAAUCCCCUUCCAACAAGCACAGUCCUCUGCCCCCGAGCGCUCGGCUGGACUGUGGCCAAGCACACGCGCAGGAUGGGAAGAAGCGAGGUCGGCGGAAGAGAUCUUCUACUGGGAAUCUCAGCGGGAACUCCGGGGUCUCCCCUAAACGCAAAUCCUUACCUACUGUGUCGGGACUCUUUACGCAACCAUCAGGUUCACCGCUCAAUAUUAACUCCAUGGUCAAUAAUAUUAACCAGCCUUUAGAAAUAACAGCCAUUUCCUCUCCUGAAAACUCCCUGAAGAACUCUCCUGUUCCUUACCAGGACAAUGACCAGCCCCCGGUGUUGAAAAAGGAGAAGCCACUCAUUCAGACCAAUGGCGUUCAUUACUCCCCUCUAACAUCAGAUGAAGAGCAGGGAUCUGAAGAUGAGCACAAUAGCACCAGAAUUGAGAGGAAAAUUGCAACAAUAUCAUUGGAGAGCAAAUCUCCACAGAAGACUGUUGAAAAUGGCGGCAGUUUACCUGGGAGGAAACAAGCACAAACCAACGAGAACAUGAAUAGCAGUAAAUGGAAAUCUACUUUUUCACCGAUAUCCGACAUCAACCUGACCAAAACUACAGAUAGUCCCUUGCAGUCUGUUUCAUCUCUGAGCCAGAAUUCGCUGUUUGCCUUCAGGCCGUCCUCUGAGGAUAGUCUAGCCAUUGACUCCAAGAUCACAGCACAUGCGAGGAAAAGCAUUGCCAUGCCCUCCUCUGGGGCAGAUGGGCUCAGCCCUAGUACAAACUCCACUAAUGGAUUCACGUACAACGGUGGACUGUCAACAGAUAUUGGUUUACACAGCUUUAUCGAUGGUGCUUCUCUUCCGCAUAAGACUUCAGACGUGACAGCUUCCAACUGCUCCCUGGGUUUUCAGUCACAGCGAAGCAAAGAUGUGGGGGUCUCGGAAACAAACCCUUUUUUGAACAAGAGGCAACUUGAAGGCCUCAGCAGCACGAAAGGAGAAGACUUAAAUCGGUCAGGGGUCAAAAACAAAGAGAUCAGCGAAAUAAGCAUUCGUACUGGGGGUUCUUCGGAAAAAAACUCUUUGCAGCAUAACGGAAAGGUCGGCAAAGGAAGGGACCGAGAUGUGGAGUUUAAAAACGGCCACAACCUUUUCAUUUCUGCUGCUGUUUCAUCUGGUGGCCUUCUGAAUGGUAAAAGCCUUUCUACUGCUGUUUCUUCAGCAGGCAACCCAGCAUCUUCCGUUCAGCCGCACCAUCCUUUCCUAAACGCUCUGACCACUGGAUCACAGUUCCCCCUUGGCCCCAUGGCCUUGCAAGCAAACCUCAACUCGGUGACAAAUUCCUCAGUAUUGCAGUCCUUAUUUAAUUCAAUGCCAGCUGCUGCCAGUCUGGUCCACGUGUCAUCAGCUGCAACCAGACUGACUAAUUCUCACACUAUGGGGAACUUCUCUCCUGGGGUUACAGGUGGAACAGUUGGAGGUAUUUUUAACCAUGCGGUGCCUUCUGCCUCCUCUCCUCAUCAAUUUGGAGCCAGUUUCAGCAGCAGUGCUGUCUCUAGCAGCACAGUGCUAAGCUUAAACCCUCUGCAGGCUGUUGCCAGCACCUCAUCCUCAUCCUUCCCAUCCCCCUCCUCUAAUUUAGUAACAUCUAGCGAGAAUAGAUCUGCUCAGCACCUCAACAGAGCGCCAGUGCAAUCUGUUUUUCAUUCCCCUCCACCUCCUCCUAACGUCUCAUUGCCCCCACCUCCUCCAUUACUCGCUUCUAACUCUGAGCCUGCGCUUCUGCAGAACCUGCCGUCCAUCCCACCUGGCGAAGCUUUUUUGCCAUCCUCUUCUGCUGCUUCUGUCCAAUCUGCUAAUGCUUCUUUGUCUAUUAAGCUAGCUUCUCUCCAGCACAAAACUUCCCGCCCCUCCUUUACAGUCCAUCACCCGCCUCUGCCCCGUUUGGCGCUGGCACAGACCGCGCCAAUGAUCACGCAGUCCAACGCAGCUGGCACGUCCGCUAUGUGGGUUACACUUGGCAUGCAGUCUCCUUAUGCUUCGCACCUUUCUGGGGUUAAGCCACGAUAAAGAGCUUGCUUAGCUAACAGUUCUUAUUUUGUAAGGUAAGGCUAGAGAAAAAAAAUCAGGAGUUUUGUACGAGAUGCUGAAUGAUGCUUCUUCCUUUGCAGAGAUAGGGUGGGAACGGGCUCUGUGAAGCAGAGCUCUAAAAUGGGGGAAGCAAUCUUACGGCAGAGGAUGGAGAGUCUUAAUGCUUCUCGUUUGGGAGUCAGGAUUUCUCGACACGGAGUGCUCGCUAUGGUAACUCUGGUCUGUCUCAUCUGACACUAGGAUUAUGUUCAGGUUGGGAUCACUUCUUGAAAACCUUUUUUUUUGUGACGAUCCGAAAUCAGGAGGAAAUGUCUAUUUUUGAAGUAUGUUUUUAUACGGAUAUUGGAAGUGGUCGUUGCCUACUCUGAUUCCCCCUCCCCUUGCCCUCUGACACUGACUGUUGCAUCUCCCACAAGUCCGUGUUUCCAUAGCAUUAGGACGUGUGAAGGCACUGCUUUAUGACUGUAUGUGGCAAUGUGGUCUUGUUUUUGUAGUGUCAGUCAACAACAGCUGCUCUAAAUACUCAAAAGUUAAGAAAUCUCCAGGUUACAAGCUGCAGCUUUGUCUUGGAAUGCAAAUGCACUGGUCUUGCAUUGCAAUUAAUGUAUCCCUUGCACCACUGCAAAAUGAAGGAGCAAAAGCCAUUAUGGCUCGUGUCUGCCUGAUGUAAUCGCAGGGAGCAAAGAAGGGUUAUGUUGAACUGGGUAAGAAUAAACCAGGAAGGCCUCAUUAUCUGUGCACUGCAGCUUUACUGGACUUCCGUGAUAGGGCUAACAGCAACAGACUCCAUCGGAUGCUGUGUUUAUGCUCGCUUUGGCAAUCACUGACUUACUGGGUAGACUGUGAAUGAGAAGAUAGGGAAUAUGCAGGGUUAACUGUAGUCCAUGCUUACUAAGGCAGAGGCUAUAGAAGAGAGGAAGAUCCAGAGUAUAUGUUUAUGGUAUGUUAAAUACUUAAGUAUUUAAAUGCCUUUCAGAGUAAUGCCAGAACAAAGUGUACCAGCACAGAGUUGGGUACUGUCGUUAUGAAAAUACUCCGUGGUGUUAUGAUGUAACUCGUGAUUGCAAAGUUAAAUGAGUAUGUUAGGCCCCAGAGCUUGCUCCAUGCUUUCUUGUAGGUCUUUGAUAUUGUUGCUGUUCAUUGAUACCAAAGUUACAUACAGUAUAUGAUUGAAUACUCUUUGCCGCUUAUAAAACGUUUGACUCAACUACAAUCUACCUGAGAGAUUCUUUUGACUGUGCAUUGUGUAUAGUGUUUUAAUCACCAAACUGUUCCACAGACAUGAAAAAUCCUCACUUAGGCUUUUGUGAGGCCGGUAAGUAUUACUUUCUGGUAUAUGAAUAUCGAGGUGAGGUUAGUAACGGUUCAAUAUUGUGGCCCCCGUGCAUUAUCGAGGACUAAUGAUCUAAUGUAGACUAGCAUGGUGGGGUUACUCAAGAGGUUUGAAGGACCCUGGAUAGAAAUAAGAGCAGGGAGAUGGGGUGAGGAGGUUUAGGCUUUGGGUUUUGUGUAUGUGUGUGACUCAAAUGAGAACAGUGUGGAAGUCUUCUGUUGAAGCAGUUGCCUUACUGGAAAUUGGGGUCGUGUUAUGCUAGACUCCAUACGAUUGUAGAUGAUAGUUCUGUCAGAAAAAGCUCCUGAGCAAGAUAGACAAAGAAGAAAAAUAAAGUACAGAGAAGGGCAGCUGGAUGACAAAAACUAGAUUGGAGCAAAGGAUGCCACCAGCAGAUGAUGUGUAACAUAGAUGUGCCAUAGUUGUGGUCCAGCUCAGUAUGGUUCUCAAACAUGGGUCAAGGAUUUGAGCAAUUUCAUUGACUUUGAUAUGAAUGCUUGUGCUCAAAGACCUCGCUGAACUGAGGUUGAAAUCUGGAAUUGGGGGCUAUAAUCUGCUUUGUUUCUCCUAAUGUUUCUGAAACUGGGUGAUGACCCUCCCCAAGGUAAUUUUUUUUUAAAAAAAAAGAAACAAAAUAGAUCAGUGUGUGUUAGGAAAAAGCUGAAGUACUGAAUGCAAGAACAUUUUUGCCACUCUUUGAGAUCAGUCACAUGAGCUUGAUAUGAUUAUGCUGUCAGCUUUAAAAAUGGCAGUAGCCAGGAGGGGCUGCGUGUCACACUUGGAGGUGUCCUGCAUGUCUAAUUGUGGCUGGGUCAAGGCAAGAAUCGUUCCUUCUUCACUGGCUAAUAGGUCUCAGAACAAUGUAGACAUGAUUGUCGCAUCUAACACGUAGUAGAGUUUGUCUCUUAUUUAGAUGAGUCUCUUCCUCUCCUCCUGUUGUGCAGGUAACUAGGAUUUCUACCUCAACCCAAUGUGACCUAUGCAAGGACAACGUGGACCAACUUCACUCGGCUUCCACUGAAAGGUGCUCACCUGGCCUGUGCAGGGGUUUCUACUCUUACUACUGGACAAAAUAAAAACAUAAAAAGACCUAAAUAACAGAGAAAACAUUUACUGUGAAUCGGAGUAAAAAAGAAAAAAAAAGGCAAAAGAAAUGCUUAAAGCUCCAGUUUGUAUUGUUCAUAGUUUAGAUAAAGUAUUUAUCUUUUUUUAAAGUGAAAACAAUUUUGACCUAUUUUAUUCCACCUAGAGUCAUAAAUACAACUUAUUAUUAAAUUCUCUGAAUAAUAAAGGACUGGCACACCAGCAGAGAUAUAAAGAGCCUCCUCUCGGUGCUAUUUCAUCCGUCAGAACUGUGCCUCUAGUUUGAAUCCUUGGUGCUGAAUUUGGAGGGUUGACCAAUGCCAAACCCAGUUCUCAGAAAGGUCUGCAUUUUAUUUAUUCCACUUACUCUGUUCAUAUACCAAAACCCACUUGGUUUGCAGCAGUGUGAGCUAUAGAGAUUGGCAGUCUUUGAUUUAAUGUUUUAAUUUGAACUGAGCCAGGCGCUCUGUUAACUGGGUGGUUUUUAAUUGUGUUCGUUACAAACGAGAACUCAGUACUCCCCUCUGGAACGGCAGCUACGUUACCCGGGUUGACCCGGGGAAACUCAGCCAAUUCAGGCACAGUUUGAACAGAAGAAAUUCAAGUCCUGCCCCAUUCAAACUACUUCACUGGGCCAUUUGCAGGUGCUGGUGGCACUCAAGUCACUGUGAAUUUUGGUAGCUAGUCUGGUAACUUUGUUUUCGGAUGUCAUUGGCAUAUGAACAGGGUGCAUAAUCACUGGUAUUGGUCAGGCCCUUUUUAACAACAUUGGGAAGUCGGAAAAUAUUGCUUCUGUACUGGUGCAGGUAGCAUAUUUUCUCAGCUUGUUGUUUUUGUUCUGAGUACAAUGUAUUUUGUUAGUAGGGUUUUGAUACUUGAUUCCGAAAUGGCUUAGCCGUGUACAUUUAUUGACUAAGUGCAUUUUGCUUUUGUAUUUCUUUGCUUUAAGUAGGUCUAAAUGGUAGUUCACAAAAACACCACAAUCUAGCUUAACGUGCUGCCACACUAUCAAACUGGUGCAUUUAAUUGUAUUGUGACUUGGUGUUCUGUGUACAGAAAGUGCCGCUCUGAGCAGUGGCUGUAUUUUAUAGAGAUGUGAUGAAAAUUUAUAAAUUUCAUAUACUUUAUUUCAUUUAUUUUUAGAUUGUACAAUGCACAGUAAACUUGUAAAAACUUAUUUAUUCAAGUGCACAAAAUGCGGAGAAGGAUGAUCCAUUAUGUAGAAAUCACCUUGGUCCGUAGUUCAGACUGGACCAAGCACGAAUAAAGGAAACCACAGCAAAAAGGGGAACUGCAACAGCAAAAUGACUAGAGUAAAAACACGUAUAGGCUUUGGGAAACAUCUGCCUGCUAGCCCAGGCACUCGGAGGGGCAGUAUUGAUUGCUCUGUGUCAGAGGCACUCGCUGUCCUUGAAUCCGUUCUAGGUUGCUAGUACUCCCAGAUGAGUCUCAGACCUCCAGCAAUCAGGCAUCACCUUGGAUUUGAGCCCUGCCUUACCAGGCACCUGACGGAGUUUCCUGUGGUCACAAAAAGCUGGGCUUAAUGAAUUAGUUGUGCAAUUCCUGCCUUUGUAUUCAGAGUAGACGAGAUGCUUCUACCCUCGUGUGCUCUCCACUGCUGUCUUUUCCGGGUUUGGGAGGCAGGCUGUGAAUGCAGUGCUGGUCGUGUUCACCAGAACGAUGGGGGACGAGGUGCGUUAACAACUCCUACCCCCUACGGUCUUCUGCUGGGCCCCCUUCUCUGCCCCUCAAUCUAGUGGAGACUUAGAACAAAGUGCAGUUAUUUUGUUGAUUCCUAAGUGUGUCUUCCAUAGGCAGUCGUCGUGUGCGGAAACGGUCGGCCUAGCUUUGCCUUCUUAUUCAUUGGGAAGGGAUUUAUAUCCCUGGAAAUUAGGGACCUUUGGAGCUGUUUUCUGCUUUGCAUGUGGGAGAGGAGUUGACAGCCGUGCACCCCGCUGAGUUUCUUACUAGCGAGAUGAGACCCUGGAAAAGGGAAAGAUGCUCAGGGGGUGAUAGCUGAGAAACAUCCAGUAGCUUCUAGUAGAAGCCAUACCCAGUUUAUGUCCUGGAAUCCAGGAAGACAAUGUAACCCAGAUAUUAUUCAGCUGGGAGUUGGGCAACUCCAGCUUGAUCCAGAUCCCUGGGUAAGUGAAAGUUGCAGAGCUGCCUUAGCAUCCUUCCCAGUGAAAGGCAAAGUGCUCAGGUCUUUGGAAGGCUUUAAAAUGAUAGGCUGUGCAUGAGCAAUUGCUGGAAGGGCUGUAGCCUUAAUUACAUUUCUGUCCACUCCCCCCAUUUAUAUCCCUGAUGUGAGAGUAGGAGGAAACAGAAGAAGCAGCUUUUAAUCAGUCUGUUUUCACCUGAUUGUUUUCUGAAAAGGGACCGAAAUGCAGUGCUCCUUAGACCUCUUGGCCCCUCUUCAUCUCAAACCACUAAAGACAUCCAGCAAGACAGUUUGGUCACCAUCACUACUUCUGUGCAGGGACAUCUUGCUUGUGUUUACCUCCCAAGGUGCUUGCAGGACAGUAGCAAGGAUGCUGCUUUUUGUGGAGAAGGAACUUGGAGACGUCUAAUGAACCUAGCGUACUUUCUAACCUUCAAACGUUCUGCCUGAUGUAUGUAUCAUCCAGCUGGCUCUUGGCGCUCCUCUUCAGCUGAAGAGGGUGACCAGAUCCUCCUGGCAUGGCAUGACUUGCUUUGCCCGGAGGUUCACAGCAUUUCAAAGGUCGGUGUCUCCAGAGCAGUGAGAAUUGCCAGAGCCUUCUGAGCAAAGGCCCUAGGCAAGGAACUUGAGAUUUAACCUUCAGCACAUGUUCUUCUUGUGGAAAAGCAAAAUGCCCUCUUUCCCAGUAAGCCUGUUUGCUCUAGCUAAACAGACAUACACUAACUAGAUAUUUUUAGCUAACUAGCAUUUGGGACUUGACUCCCCAACCAUCCUCUGGGAAAACCAAAGGAAACCAGCUGGGCAUGACUCCACCUGGUUCUGACCCAGGAACAAAAGCAUGGUUGGGGAAAUGCUUGAAAGGGAUUCUGUCUGCUGGCAGCCCAGAAAUAUUGGACAUCUGCUUUAACCUCCUGUGAUCUGUGGAGGCUGGGCCUUCGUCUACCUCUUCAUCACCUCAGUACUGUAAUUUUCAGUGACCUGAAAUUUCCCAUCGCAGCAGCCCGCACUGCUGCCUUCCAGAGCUGCUCUGCCUGUGCCAGUGUCUUCCACCUGUGCCAGGCGCUGUUGGCAUGUUCAGCUUUGCGUCCUUUCAUAAAUGCAUUUUGCUUGUGUGGGAGUCUUAGGCUAAAUCUUCCUAGUAACCUCAGCUGAGGUUAGUUUCCAGGAGUCUGAUAAGCUAAUGCUUGUAGAAAGGACUGCGAAAUGGGAAGCCAGGCUGUGGGAUCCUGUGUUUCCAGCCAGGGAUGCCCCCACCUUGCCUAGUGCUACAUCUCUUCGGGGACUCGGUGCUUCUAUGUGAACGUUUUUGGAUUGGUGUCUUAAUACUGCUUUAUCUGGGAGAAGCUGUCGCUGAGGUUGCUGAGGGAUUUUAGUGUCUUCCUCUUCUCCACUGCAUGCGUCCUUUGCCUGUUAGCCAUAAUCUUGGGCAAGUUCAGUUUGUUUUGAAUCUGAGCCCUUCUGUCUUCAGUAUGGGGAGGGGACUUACCUUGCUUUAGGAUUGCAGAGGGAAUAGCUCUUGGAGGUAUUGAGAGAUCAAUAGUAAGAGCUCCAAGCCAUAUGACUACAAGAAUAAAACCUUUGUGACCUUAACAGCGAGUGUGGUGCCAGAGAUCUGAAACCUGUUUUCAAUAAUUGGAGAUACUUUUGAGUAAUCAAAGCCAAAAAGUGAGUUCCAAAACGAAUUCUUUCUGUGUUACAGUUUCCUGCCCUGAGUCCAAUCACUUCAUGGCUGUCACAAAUGUUCCUUUUCAUCCAUGUUGCUGCUGCCAGCAAGGGACUCAUCAGGAAGUUAAAAUACAUCUUGUAGCAUGUAUGUUGCCAAAAAAAAUUGAACUUCCUGAAUGCUGUGCUGAGCUAAACCUGUGCCCUGCUGCUAAAUGUCAGGCUUGGGGAACAAGCGUUGCACUCUCUUCCUUUUUUGGUGAUUUGCUACCUCUGGCUCUCGCUUGCCGUUUCCAGUCCACUGAGACCCACUGUGCUCUGAAGCUGUGGUGUGCUGGGAGUGCUCCAAAAGCACGAAGCUUAAACUUGCUGUUUGCUGUAGAUUAGUCAUUCAGCAACAAUUCUUCCAUUAGCCAGGGGAGUGUGGGGCACCCAGAAGUGAGAUUGCUUUGCUCUGUGUAGCUGAGGGAGAAAGUGAAGAGAAGUUGCUAGAGGAUAUACAUUUGGGUUGCUCCCGAAACCUCGCUGGUGUGCAAGGUCUUAGGGAAGUCAACCUGUACCUGCGUGACCUGUGGUUUUGGUGCAAACAAGACAGUUCUCUUAGGGAAGGUGCAAAUGAUUCUGUGGACAAUCACUAAUGAGAGGAAGCAGCUUGACUCCUCUUGGUUGAGGUUGUGGAUACAACGGGAGAGAGGUGAAGGGAAAGUGGCCUGUGAGGAAGCUGCCAACAACAGGGAGUCCAGAGCAUCUUAGAUGUACUUUAGAUUUAGAAAUAGAUUUCAGAGUGCAGUUUCCAGCUAGUUUCUUCUGUUUACAGUGGGAACUAUUGUCUCCUUGGCAAGGCAACUAGAAGGCUUUUCUGAUGCUUCCGUCUCGCUCGCUUCCUUCCUUGUGGGGCUAGCUGCUUUGCCUCGUAGCACACGGCGUGUGCUCGCCUUGCCGUCCUGUGGACUUUGAAUAGUCUCUGGGUUUGGGCUUAGUCUGUGUUUUCUCUCUGUGCCAUGACUUGCUGGAGGCAUGGGCACGGCAGGGGAGGUGAGCUUGUAGGGUCUCAGUCUGUGACUUUGCCGUCACCGGGAGUCCCACGCGUGGGAAACCUGGGUGACCGCUCCAUCCUGAGGAGACUGUGCUCGUCGCUGGUUUUGUGAAUAGAGAGCUCUCAAACCCUCAGGCCUUGUCACUCUUCAGCCUGACAUUCGCACAGCUAUUUUUCACGCUUGUUGUGUAAUCUCAAGUCAAAGUUUUUGUUAGCUUUUUAAGUUCUUUAAUCAAAUUGAAUACAUGAGCAACUAACUUCUUCAGUUGAAAUCUGCUGAGCAGAUGGGUUUCAGGCUUGUUUGAUAAGCUCUUCCGUUGCAUCUCUGACUCAAACAUUUCAAAAUCAAGCAUUGCUUCGAUAUCGCUUGACCGUGGCGGCUGCUCUGGGUGACAGCGUGGUCAGCUCUGCAGCUAGGUGUGCUUGUGACUGUGUGCCUUUACCCUGCUCGUGGGCAAGAGUUUCCUUCUGAGAAGUAUUUGCUGUUACUAGAGUGCAAUAACAUUUUGUCAUCAAUGUAUCAGAACAGAUAUAUCUGGAAUCAUCACUUUGCCUCGGAAAUAAACAGGAGGGGCGUGAGCGGGACGGAAAUGAAUGUAAUGCAGAUCUGCCGAGCUUGCUUUUAUUUUAGUACUGGUGCGUAUUGAACGCAGCGGAGGCUAGAACGGGAAGCGUUGGCAAGGCAGGCGCUCCGUGCCACGGUGGCUUUUAUUCCCUUUGGUGAUCAGGUUCUGCCUCUAAUCCCACCCUUUCUUAAAACCCUUCAUGCUGAGGAACUGGGAAUCUUUUUACAUAGUGUCCAGUGCCACUUCAGAGUAAGGAGGCCGCAGCACAGCCCGCAGCUUGGGGUUGCCUCUGGGGCCCGUGUGGUUUGAUUCUUGCUAGGAUUGUGUAUUUAGAAAGCAGCAUCUGCUCCCACCACCUGUUAUUUUUUUUUCCACUUGGAAGAGAAUCUGAGCAUGGGAAAAGCUGAACGAUUGCAGGGGAGAGCAUCACCUGGUGCAGAGCUGGUAUCUGCAGCUGGGUAGACUUAGCUCUUGCUCAAGUGAUAAGUUUUUUGUGGGACACAGGGUCAUUGUGAGGGGUUUGCAGGUCAGCAUGUGCUUUCAUCUUCUCUGGGUUUAUGCAGAGGGCCCAGCUCUUUGUGACCUCUGUGGAUACGUAAAUGGCUCCCAGGGCCUUUGGGAGCUGUGCCUGUGUAAUGCUCCUGCGGGAGGGAGUUGCUGGUGCAGGUUGUAGCACUGGUCCCAAAACGUGGUGCAGCUGGUGGGCAGGCGGAUGGCUCAGCAGAACAAAGCGCAUGUCCAAGCCCAGUCCUGCAAAUGGUUGUUGAACCGAUGGGCAGUGCCACUCUGUGCAGGAGGUUUGCAGGAUUGGAUCCUUAAAUUAUUAAGGCUUCAUCAGUCUGCAGUUGCCUUCCCCAGGUGAGGUUUUGCUGCAUUGCUGGAAGAGGAGACUCGAUGCUCGGAGCUUGUCUUCAAGCUGCCGAUGAGACUCCCGUCGUGGCUCAGACUCAGAACGGCAUUUCCCUGUGGCCGUUCUCCUCCAGCCAGGUCGGGAGCUGGUGCUAUUUUACCUCCUGGCACUGCUUACACAACACGCCCGUCGCUGACCCGGGGGAGCCUUAUCGUGUUGUAGACUGCUAAUGUCAAUCCCAGGUGCUGCUCACGGAAGAGCUGUUCAGUAGGACUUGGUAACUUGUCCUAGUGCUAAUGUGAGGCUGAUGAAGUCCUAUGUGUAGUCCAUUUGCUUUCUGCAUUGAAAUCAGACCUUUGAAUACAGGGUAUGGAAACCUGAAGAUUAUUGACAUAUUUUUUUUUUCUUAGAGGGAACUCUCCCAACUAAUACAGGUGGUCGUCUUCAAAAAUUCUGCUUUUAUUGUUUUGCCUGAGCCAAAAACAUUUAAGACUGGGAGAGUCCCAAAUGAUGGUUUCUUCAAUUAAGGAAGUGAUACAGUGGACUGCAAAUUAACAUUAAUGUUAUCUUAAAAUCAGUUUGGGGAGAAGAAACUAGACAGUGUUUUUGUGAACUAUCUUUGCAGCACUGAGGAAAAAUCACAAUAAUUGGAUUUUUUUUUGAAGCACAGAUGUACAGUCAGUGUACGAAUAUUUGAAGUUCUGUGGCUAACUGUUCAAGUUUUUCCCUCUUUCCUUUGCUCCAACAUUUCCAACUUUUAGUGAAAAUCUGAUAUGCAAGCUAUGGAUUACCAGUUUUUAAAAUUUUGUUGUGCCAUAUUUUAUUUAUCCUUUCGCAUUAUAAAUAUAUAAAUAUCUAUUUAGACUGAUGCUAUUAUUGUGAACUUCAGGGUUUAAACCCAAGAAACAAAAAUUGGAAAUACUCCACCAGUUUACUUAAUGCCUGAGACCCUCUUUCUGAAGAGGUUUUGGAAGGUUUUUUAUAGUUUGAAAAAAGAAAUCAGUUUUAAAAACAAUUUUAAAAUGCUAACCCUGAAGUUCUCAAGUUUGUGAUCCUUUGGUGGUUAUUAUUAUUUUUUAAGGUACACCUGGUUGCUUUUUCUGGUGCAGUCAAAUCAUCCUUUAGAAAGGUCGUGUUUCUGGAGUUAAUAAGGAAAAGAUAGAAUGGGUUGAUCCAUCCUGCUUGGCUUUUUUUAACCUAUUAAUCUUUUAAGCGAUCAAUUUUAAAUUAAAAACCAACGCUUUAGGUCUCUGUUCUACUUAAACUUUUUAGGAGUGGGAGCCUGCCCUCGCUGAGUGGGACUUUGAUGGGGAAAGCAGUAGAUUAUGAGGUUGCUGUUGCUCAGGAAUUGAUUAGUAAACUUUUAACUACUAAUAAAAAUCCAUUUUUCAAUGGAUUUUUUUUAAAAUACCCAUUUUCUUAGAACAGUGAUAUGGGAUGUUUCCUAGUGAAUAGGAAUUAGUUUAUAUAAUUUAGCCUAUUAAACUGAAUUAUUUAAAAUUCAAACUUCCCCUAAUUUAUCUUUUUUUUUUGUUUUGUUUUGGGGUUUUUUAUACCAGUAAGUUGUCCUGUCAUUCCUUUCAUUCUUCCAUAGAAGUAGUGUGAAUUCUUCUGGUGUGUAUAUAUGUAUGUAUAAUAUAUAUAUUUCCACCCUACCUUUCUAAUUCUCCACAAUGUAAGAGUUAGUUUUUUCUCCCCUUCCUUCACUUUAAUUUCUUGUGUCUUUACCUUGAUUUGUAAUUGAAACAAUGCUUUGAAGUUUUGUCUUUAUAUUAAAGUGUAUGUAUUUUAAUACAC
This is a messenger RNA of Dromaius novaehollandiae (emu), 16069 nucleotides long. RefSeq names its product DOT1 like histone lysine methyltransferase (gene DOT1L). The record is from RefSeq and is a predicted model, not a curated record. The transcript is spliced from 28 exons. Gene Ontology annotation, biological process: regulation of transcription regulatory region DNA binding; DNA repair; heterochromatin formation. Gene Ontology annotation, molecular function: histone H3K79 methyltransferase activity. Gene Ontology annotation, cellular component: nucleus. NCBI's taxonomy places the organism in Eukaryota, Metazoa, Chordata, Aves, Casuariiformes, Dromaiidae. The coding region runs from base 338 to 5560 and encodes 1740 amino acids.